AAAUAAAUUUACCCGAUUUUUCCUUACAAUUAUACAAUUACAGGUUUUCAUUUGUUUAUCUAAUUUCCAACGUGUUUCAGGCGUUUUUUUGUUAUGCUGGUUUAUUUCAAUUAUUAAUUAAAAAAAAAAUACAGUAGUGCCUUGCGUUAAUUUUAAUCUUCCCGACAAGUGCUAUAUUUUAUUACAAGAUGGAGAAUUUAUUGAUUAACAAUGGUUGAGAAUGCAUCAGGUAGACAAUGGGAACAAAAUGUACCCUUAAAGUACAUGGAAACAAACCUUGAUACUGCUCUUAGUGAAUCAAGAGAAAGCCUACAAUCAGUUCAAACAUACUUGGAGUCAAUUGGAUAUCAAAGAGGUUUCUGUGAAAAAUGCCUUACACGGAUACCCUAUGCCACUCUAGUAGCCACCAUAAUGUGCGCUCUUGGAGUAAUAAUCUUUUGUGGAACUAUGUACAGAGGCGCUACACUUUCAGUGUUAAUGUUUAGUGAAGUUUUUAAAAUGCAGCUGUUUUGGGUUGAUGCUGUAAAAAUGGUUUUUGUCUUAAUUGGAGCUUGCAUGGGAGCAUUAGGAAUAAUGAUUUUGAUAGUAGGAUUUCUAGCCACAGGAGCAACAAGGCACAAAGUUUACAAAGGAUGGGGAUCGAGGGUGACUGGAAGACUUAGUUGUGCAGUAUUCAUGGGGGUUACAUACAUCCUUCAGAUAGCUUGGCUCCUAAUUUUAUGCAGUUUAAUAGUGGUAACUUUUGUCUUCACAAUAUUUUGGAAUAUGUGUGACAAUCCUGGAGUGGCAUCAUUUCAGAAUUCCAUUGAUCUUACUCAAUUUUAUUUCUUGUUUCCUGAAGGAACAAGACAAGAACAUAUGAAGAUAGAGGGUGACAGUAAUGUUAAAGCAUUUUGUAAAGAUUAUGUGGAGAAGGUCGAAAUUAUGUUUAUUGUAGCCACAGUUUCAACUGUAUUGGUUAUUCUUAGUUUGGUUCAUUAUUUAAUGUGUCUGGCAGCCAAUUAUGCACACAUCAGGAACCAAGAAAAAUUCCUACAGUUUCAAGACCUGCAGAUGCUUAACGAUACUGACAUGCUUUCAGCCAAAGAUAGAUUCUAGGAUAUUUCCCAGGAAAUUCAUAUGCCUGAGCUCAGAUGGCAAAUGUAAGGGGUAAAAUACAGAAAGUACAAACUUAAUAGAGAAUCUAAAACUAUAAAAGAGGGUUUGAUAGAUUAAUAGAACAAAAUUACCUAAAAAAAGAAAAAAAGUUACGUAUUAAUUUGGCAGCUUUGUUGGCUUAUGUAUUUCCUGGGUUCUUUUAGAGCUAUUUUAGAUUCAGGGACCUGUAAUUUACUUCUUUUAUCAAUAUAUAAAAUGUAUAAUAAAGGUACAGGUUCCUAGUAAGUUUUUAAUAUGAGUUAAAAUCCUGUGAGUCAUGGUUGAUAAAUGAAUUAAGAAAUGUUGAUAACUGAAUAAAAUUCAUUAAAAUGUAGUUUUGUACUUUUUAUAUGGGUAAAUUACUUUUUAAAUCGACCACCAGUGGCAAAUCAACUAGUAACGGUAAUUAGUAAUAAGAAAUUACAGUUAAAUAACAUGCUUAAUGUUGAACACGUACAAUUUUUUAAAAUAUCCUUUUCACUGUGGAGAAAUUACUAUAACUUAGGUAUUUUAGACUAAGAAAGAAGGAGUAUCUUGGCAUCUAGGAUUCGGUUAUUAAUAUAUUUAAAAGCUCAAUUUCUGCAUUAGAAAACAUUUAAAAUAAUUAAAUGUAAAAAUCAUUUGAAACAAACCUUUAUCUUUAUAUAAAUGUUUUUCUAGCAAUUUUUCCUUAUUAUUUCAAAACUCCGUCCGGAAGUUAAGACUAGAGGUAGAAUUAGUAUUCUUGGUUGGAUAAAUAAACAUACUAAGAGCAAAAAUAUAAAUAAGGUUAAUAUAAUCCCCCAUAUUUAGACGUAGAACGUGUAUUAUGUUUAUCUGUAUAAUUGUAUUAUGAAAUCAUACCAUUCCUACUGUAGUUUUUGUACCUUAAUAUUAGUAUUAUGUGGUUAGGUAUCUUGUAAUAAGUAAGUAAUGUCUAUUGUAAGUUAGUAUGAAGGUUUUUAUAAUAUAUAUUUUUUACUGUU
Messenger RNA from Anthonomus grandis grandis, 2102 nucleotides. RefSeq names its product neuronal membrane glycoprotein M6-a (gene M6). Gene Ontology annotation, biological process: neuron projection development. The record is from RefSeq and is a predicted model, not a curated record. Gene Ontology annotation, cellular component: plasma membrane. NCBI's taxonomy places the organism in Eukaryota, Metazoa, Arthropoda, Insecta, Coleoptera, Curculionidae. The coding region runs from base 211 to 1098 and encodes 295 amino acids. The transcript has 7 exons.